GCAAUGAUUUGACAGCUUUCAAAAUUAAAUUUUAUGCAGGUUAACGCGAAGCAGAAUUUUAAUUUGAAUUUUUUUUUCCUAAAUUGUUUCCCAAAAUUUUGUUAAACAAGUUAUUAAUUAUUUGCACGAAUACUUUUUAAAAGGAAGAGUGAAAAAUGGAGACACCACGCCGAUUGACACGUAAUAUGCACAUGCAACAUAUUCAGAAGAUAAGUACACCACUGCGGAUACCACCGUCGCCGUUUAUGAAGAAUCUCGGCUACGGCACUGGUGUCAAUGUUUAUAGAUUAGAGCGUUCGCCUAAGUGUGGCCAAGUACGUUCUCCUUGGGCUGUCAAGCGUAUUUCCAAAAGGAUAUGUAAUAAUGAGAGUGCGGCGGAAAUUUUCAAUUCACGCAUUCACGAAGAAGCAGAAAUCUUAAGAAAACUCUCGCAUCCAAAUAUUGUUGGAUUCCGUGGAGCAAUUAAAGGUGCUGAUGGGUUAGAAACUUUAGCCUUAGAAUGUUGCAAAACCUCAUUAGGUUCUAUAUUAGAAGAUCGCAACGAGGAUAAUCUGGGGCCUCUACCAGCAAAGUACACCAUCAAAAUGAUUGUUGAUAUAGCUCACGCCCUCGAUUAUUUACACACCGAAGCCAAGUUAUUGCAUGGCGAUUUAAAAUCAUUUAAUGUGCUGGUGAAGGGCGAUUUUGAAAUGUGUAAAUUAUGCGAUUUCGGAGUAAGUUUGCAAAUUGAUGAAAAUGGUGUAAUUAAUUUCAAGAAAAAUCCUCAUUUACGUUACGUUGGUACAAAUAUUUGGUCAGCACCCGAAGUGAUAGAUGAGUUAGAAAUUAUUGAUUGUAAAGCAGAUAUUUUUAGUUUUGGGCUUGUCAUCUAUGAAACAGUUGCACUAGUACCACUUCAUACAAUAGAUAUAGUAGAUAAUGAAAAAGAUGAAACUACGAAUUCAGUGGAAUGUUCUAAUAUAAGUAGUUCAAACGAACAUAGUUUAGUUACGUCGGAAACAGAAGAAUGUGAACUCGAACGUAUGGAAUCAGCCUGUGGUACGCGCCCACCUUUUCCGCAGGCAUUUGAGCUAACAACUGAUUACAAUCAAAUUAUUGAGCUAUUUUAUUGUUGCACGAACGAGUUGGCAGAAGAUAGACCAACAGCAAAAACUAUAUGGUCUAUGCUGGAAAAUGAGAAAAACUGUACUGAUGACAAAGAGAAUCAGGAAUCAGAAGAUAUGAAUAAGUAAUUUGUAAUAAAUAAGAAUGAAUCAGUUUUCAAUAUGGAAAGUCCUAAUAAAUUCAUACAAUUAUUUAAAAUA
Messenger RNA from Anastrepha obliqua, 1304 nucleotides. RefSeq names its product lymphokine-activated killer T-cell-originated protein kinase. Gene Ontology annotation, molecular function: protein kinase activity; ATP binding. Lineage: Eukaryota; Metazoa; Arthropoda; Insecta; Diptera; Tephritidae. The transcript is spliced from 3 exons. Bases 156 to 1232 code for a protein of 358 amino acids. The record is from RefSeq and is a predicted model, not a curated record. Gene Ontology annotation, biological process: protein phosphorylation.